CAAGAUUACACUCUCAUAGUGGAAGCUUGGGAUAAGGACAACGACACACACAGCAGUGGUGAUGAGCUGCUGAUUGAGCGAAGCAUCUACAAAGGGAAGAUUAACCCUGGUGAGGAGAAGCAGACAGUGGAAUACAGAAGUCACAUAGCCACUAUUAAAUACACUAUCCGUCUGCGCUGCGAUGAACACUACUAUGGCAUCAGAUGCAACAUCGUGUGUCGCCCCCGCAACGACUAUUUUGGACAUUAUGUGUGCGACCAGUUUGGGAAGAGACAUUGCAUGGAGGGCUGGAAGGGAGAAGACUGCAAAACAGCCAUCUGCAAGCAGGGAUGUAGCCCCACACAUGGGACCUGCGACGUCCCAGGGACAUGCAAGUGUAGCUAUGGGUGGGAAGGCCUGCUGUGUGACGAGUGCCAGCGAUACCCUGGAUGUGUUCAUGGUACCUGUACUGAGCCCUGGCAGUGUACCUGUGAGAAGAACUGGGGUGGGCUGCUCUGUAAUAAAGAUCUGAACUACUGUGGGACCAAUCAGCCCUGUAAGAAUGGAGGAACCUGUAUGAACACAGAGCCAGAUGAAUACAACUGUGCCUGUCCUGACGGCUACUCUGGGAAAAACUGUGAGAUCGCGGAGCACGCUUGCCAUUCCAACCCCUGUGCCAAUGGAGGGACUUGUCAUGAAGUCCUUUCAGGGUUUGAGUGUCACUGUCCUGCUGGCUGGUCUGGACCAACCUGUGCUGAAGACAUAGAUGAAUGUGCCUCCUCCCCCUGUGCUCAUGGAGGGACCUGCAUCGACAUGGAGAACAGCUUUGAAUGCUUCUGCCCUUCACAGUGGACAGGGAAGACCUGCCAGAUUGAUGUUAAUGAGUGUGCGGGGAAGCCUUGCCUCAAUGCUUACUCUUGCAAAAAUAUGAUUGGUGGAUAUCACUGUGCCUGCUUUCGUGGAUGGGUGGGCCACAACUGUCACAUCAAUAUGAACACCUGCCAUGGACAGUGUCAGAAUGGAGGUACUUGCAAGAACACGGCGAGAGGCUACCAGUGUGUUUGCCAGCCAGGGUUUGUGGGUCGACAAUGCGAGGUCCAGAGGAACCAUUGUUCCAGCAAUCCAUGCAGAAAUGGUGGCCGCUGCCACGCCCUGUCGGAUGGUUUUGUGUGUGACUGCCCACAAGGCUUCACUGGGUCAACCUGUAAGGUGCAAAAUGAUCCUUGUAAUCCAAACCCUUGCCAAAACAAGGCCCAAUGCCAUGGCCUAACAGGUGACUUUUACUGCAGCUGCCCUGAUGAUUAUGAGGGCAAAACUUGUUCUGAGCUCAAGGACCACUGCAAGACCAACCGGUGUGAAGUGAUUGAUAGCUGCACUGUUGCCGUUGCAACCAAUGACACUCAACAGCAAGUCUGGCAUAUUUCGUCAAAUGUGUGUGGACCACACGGUCGCUGCAUUAGCCUUCCUGCCGGGAACUUCAGCUGCUCCUGCGAUCUGGGAUUCAGUGGCACCUACUGCCACGAGAACAUCAAUGACUGUGCAUCGUACCCAUGUAAAAAUGGAGGCACGUGCAUUGAUAGGAUCAACUCCUUUGAGUGUGUCUGUCCAGGCGGCUGGGAGGGCGACCUGUGUGAUGUUGAUGUGAAUGAGUGCAGUGGCAACCCCUGUCAAAAUGGAGGCCAGUGUGAGGAUAUAUUUAAUGAUUUCUACUGCAAAUGUGUAGACAACUGGAAAGGAAAAAACUGUCACUUACGUGAGAGCCAGUGUGAUUCCAAUACUUGCAGGAAUGGAGGAACUUGUUACGACCAUGGAGACUCGUUCCAGUGCAGCUGCCCAUCAGGGUGGGUAGGAAACACCUGCAACACAGCUAAGAACAGCACUUGUGAUUUGGAUCCAUGUGGGAACGGAGGAACAUGCGUCAUAGGAGAGCCUUUCACCUGCAUCUGCAAGGAUGGCUGGGAGGGGCCCACUUGUGCAAAAAACAUCGAUGACUGCAAUCCAAACCCUUGCUACAAUGGUGGCGUCUGUGUUGACGGUGUGAACUGGUUCCGCUGCGAGUGUGCGCCAGGAUUUGCCGGACCAGAUUGCCGCAUCAAUAUAAAUGAGUGUCAGUCGUCUCCCUGUGCUGAAGGUUCUACAUGCAUAGACGAAAUCAACGCCUUCCGUUGUGUCUGUCCUCCUGGACAAGCAGGACCUCAGUGCCAGCAAGUCAUCGGACUUGGAAAGUCAUGUCGUCACGCCGGCCUGCAGUAUCCUCAUGGCAGCCGCUGGGAGGAGGAGUGUAACACCUGCCAGUGUGUCAACGGCGACGUUCACUGUUCUAAGGUGAGGUGUGGUCGUCGCCCAUGCAUCCUCCCGAAAGCUCUUUCGUCUUCAGACACCAGCCACUCCUGCCCUGGAGGCCUCGAGUGUGUUGAGCAUCCAUUCCUCACAUGCCUCUCUCCACCAUGUCAUCAGUGGGGUGUGUGCUCAACUCCAGACCCCCCAACCCCAGUGCAUACCCAGUGUGAGCCCCAUAGCGGCUACCUGGACAACAGUUGUGCUUACAUCACUCUCAUCUUUAACAAGGACAAAGUGCCACAG
Fundulus heteroclitus (mummichog) is the source of this 2562-nucleotide messenger RNA. RefSeq names its product protein jagged-2. Gene Ontology annotation, cellular component: protein-containing complex; plasma membrane. Lineage: Eukaryota; Metazoa; Chordata; Actinopteri; Cyprinodontiformes; Fundulidae. Gene Ontology annotation, molecular function: calcium ion binding; Notch binding. The record is from RefSeq and is a predicted model, not a curated record. Gene Ontology annotation, biological process: establishment or maintenance of epithelial cell apical/basal polarity; multicellular organism development; heterophilic cell-cell adhesion.